GGGGAAGUGGAAGAAGUUCGGGAACAAGUCACUGUUACUCAGGAGGUUACCAAAGAAGGAAAACCGAAAAAGACAACCAAGAAGAAGGUAAUCAAACGCAAGGGCAAAGAGCAACAGGUAACUGAAAUAGUUACAGUUGAAGAACAGGGUAAGAGACCGGUGACAACUGUGACAGAAGGUCCUGUUGAAGAAGUAGUCGAUGAAGUAGUGAAACCACUUCCUGCACCAGAAUAUGUCAAACCAUCAGAAGUUGAAGAAGUCCGUGAACAAGUUACAGUAACACAAGAAAUCACCAGGGAAGGCAAACCAAAGAAAACAACUAAGAAAAAAAUUAUCAAGCGUAAAGGAAAGGAACAGCAAGUUACGGAGAUCCUUACAGUUGAAGAGCAAGGUAAAGUACCUGUUACAACUGUAACAGAAGGACCCGUGGAAGAGGUUGUCGAGGAUGUGAUGAAACCACUGCCUACUCCAGAAUUUGUCAAACCAUCUGAAGUGGAGGAGGUUCGUGAACAAGUGACGGUUACUGAAGAAGUAACCAGAGAAGGCAAGCCAAAGAAGGUUACCAAAAAGAAAGUGAUCAAGCGCAAAGGAAAAGAACAGCAGGUAACUGAAGUAGUUACCGUAGAAGAACAAGGAAAAGCACCGGUUACUACUGUCACUGAAGGACCAGUGGAAGAACUAGUGGAAGAAAUAAUUAAACCGUUGCCUGCGCCAGAACGUAUCAAACCAACUGAAGUAGAAGAGGUACGAGAACAAGUUACUGUCACUGAGGAAGUUACUAAGGAAGGCAAACCAAAGAAGACUGUCAAGAAGAAGAUAAUUAAACGCAAGGGUAAAGACCAACAAGUUACUGAAGUAGUCACCGUUGAGGAACAAGGCAAAGCUCCUGUUACAACCGUGACUGAAGGUCCUCUGGAAGAAGUAGUUGACGAGGCAGUGAAAUCUCUGCCAGUGCCAGAAUAUGCCAAACCUGGAGAAGUGGAAGAAGUUCGAGAACAGGUCACUGUUACUCAGGAAAUCACCAAAGAAGGCAAACCAAAGAAGACCACCAAGAAGAAGGUUAUUAAGCGCAAGGGUAAAGAACAACAAGUCACUGAAAUAGUGACAGUCGAGGAACAGGGUAAGAGACCUGUUACAACUGUCACUGAAGGUCCCACAGAAGAAGUAGUUGACGAAGUAGUUAAGCCUCUUCCAAUGCUAGAAUAUGUCCAACCUUCUGAAGUCGAAGAAGUUCGUGAACAGGUCACAGUUACCGAAGAGAUUACUAAAGAAGGUAAACCCAAGAAGACAACCAAGAAGAAGGUAAUCAAACGCAAGGGUAAGGAACAACAAGUGACUGAAGUAGUCACAGUUGAAGAACAAGGUAAGAGACCUGUGACGACUGUGACUGAAGGCCCAAUAGAAGAAGUAGUUGACGAA
This is a messenger RNA of Habropoda laboriosa, 1419 nucleotides long. RefSeq names its product titin-like. The transcript has a single exon. The record is from RefSeq and is a predicted model, not a curated record. NCBI's taxonomy places the organism in Eukaryota, Metazoa, Arthropoda, Insecta, Hymenoptera, Apidae. The annotation marks the transcript as partial.